Molecule: messenger RNA, 831 nt
Organism: Seminavis robusta
Lineage: Eukaryota; Bacillariophyta; Bacillariophyceae; Naviculales; Naviculaceae
Source: the annotation of a GenBank genome assembly
AUGCAGUGUAACGACAGUGUUUUCACGGUCGCCAUGAAUGCUCUAUCGAACGGCGAUGGCAGUACCACUUCCGAGAAGAACUGUCAAGAUCCACUGGCCCCCUUGGCAUGGCCCGACGAUCCGCUGUGGAUGGAUCAACACAAGCGUAUGGUACAACUGGCGUCCAACGUACCACCAGAUGUUGUCUUUGUGGGAGAUUCCAUCACGGAGCGACUGAAUGGAACCCGGCACAUGGGGACCGUCCGGUUGCCGGAUAAUCAAUUAGUCUUUGAGGAGCACUUUCCGAGCGGGUUGGCUCUAGGUUGUUCGGGGGAUACGUCCACCAAUCUUCUCUGGCACUUGCAAAAUGGCAUGUUGCCGGAUUCGUUGCAGCCACAAGUCUGGAUGAUUUUGAUUGGUACCAAUGAUCUGGGACGACUGAAUUGCAGCGCCAAUGCCACUCUGCAGGGCAUUCUGAAUGUAUUCAAUUACUUGAAAUCCAAGAGGCUUUCGGCGAAAUUUAUUCUUCACGGAUUACUGCCCAGAAGUGAUAUUUCCAUGAAGGAAAACAUGGCUGACAACGAUUACAAGACGGGCGAGUAUUGGAAACAGAUACAAUGGAUCAAUCAACGUUUGCGAGAGGAAUGCCAUCAAGAUCCAGAGCAGCAAUGUCGGUACAUGGAGGCUUCCGGUGUUUUCUUGGACCCUGAUUCUCCCGACAAGGUCAGCGCAAAGACCAUGACCGAUGGGCUCCAUCCUUCCAGAGAUGGAUUGGCAUCAUGGUGUCCUCUGAUUGCCAAAACAAUAAACGAUGUGUUGGGGAAGGAGCACGAAAUGACUGCUCAAUUAUGA